Aspergillus affinis is the source of this 8412-nucleotide messenger RNA. RefSeq lists its product as uncharacterized. The record is from RefSeq and is a predicted model, not a curated record. Gene Ontology annotation, cellular component: cytoplasm. Bases 1 to 8412 code for a protein of 2803 amino acids. The transcript has 2 exons. NCBI's taxonomy places the organism in Eukaryota, Fungi, Ascomycota, Eurotiomycetes, Eurotiales, Aspergillaceae. Gene Ontology annotation, molecular function: catalytic activity; phosphopantetheine binding. Gene Ontology annotation, biological process: secondary metabolite biosynthetic process; amino acid activation for nonribosomal peptide biosynthetic process.
AUGUCAUCAUGGCAGGAUUCAUGCCUUUUUCCUAUUCUCGCGGCAGAUGCUAAACACGACGGUACUUCAAGUUGCUCCGAAGUCAAACUGGACGACGCGAUACUAGAAUUGGAGAUUCGAAAUCGAGAGAUCGCGGAAUUACUCCCACUAUUCAGGGCUGCCUGGUCAUUGGUUCUACACAGAUUUUGUGAAGUGGACCAGGUGAGCUUCGGAAUUAGCCUGAACGCGGAGAACAUAAGCACUGGCGCCUCAGCCGAAACGACAGGUGCCUGUCAGGACACAUCAUGCGCGAGUGUUUCCAUUACACCGGAGACGAUCUUGGACGAAUUGAUUCGCGGCGCGAACUCUCGAACUCUUCCAAUACCCUUUCAGAACAGCGAACUAUUCAACACCUCCUUAAAUCUCGUGAUAACAAAGCCCUGUGUGAUAUCCGACAUCCUGUGUCUAGCACGGCCGGCAGGCGAAACCGAAACAAACCUUCCUCCCGACUAUAUUGUGCAAUUACAGGUGAAGAUCCAUCAAGACAUCAUCGAACUUGGUUUGCGAUAUGAGACGCAUGUGUUAUCGGAAAAGCAGGCACACGAUGUCGCCAGCACUGUUCAACAUGCUAUGAUCUGUCUUCUAAGGGCGCCAGGACAGACCGUUAGCCAGACAAGUUUGGCUAGCAAGCGCAACCAUGACGACAUAGCGCGCUGGAAUGAUACCACAAUCUCCGAAUCCCGCAAUUUAAUCCACGAGAUCAUCUACGAGCGAUGCAUGGAUGCCCCGUCAAGCCUCGCCGUGCGGUCAUGGGACGGCGAUUUCUCAUACCGAGAGUUGGAUUCGAUAUCGGAACGAAUCGCUUCUCAUUUAGCCAGCCUUAGGGUUGGCGCCGGUGUUUUCGUCCCUGUCUGCUUCGAGAAGUCCAAGUGGUUCGUGGCGGCGGCUCUGGCGGUGCUCAAGGCUGGUGGUUGUUAUGUGCCCCUCGACCCAUCCAGUCCAAUAAAACGAUUGCAUGGUAUCAUACGGGAAGUGAAGGCCGAUAUUAUCCUGACUUCCAGCAAGACGGCGGAACUUCUUGAUGUGAGAGUUCGCACGCUCAUUCUCAACGAGAAAACAUUUGCUAGUUUACCAGACCUCAGACUUGAACUCCCUCAAUCAACACCCGGUAGCGCCCCAGGCUACGCUCUGUUUACGUCAGGAAGCACUGGUGUACCGAAGGGGUGCUUGUUGAGCCAUGUGGGGUUUGCCAGUAUAGCUUCAUCCCAUAGCGAGGCCCUUGGGAUCGAACGGGACAGUCGGGUUCUCCACUUCGCAUCCGUCGGCUUUGGCAUGGGCCUGAUCGAAAUCUUCUGUACACUUACCACUGGGGGAACCAUUUGCAUCCCAUCGGAUAGCGAGCGAAAUGGCGAUCUCGUCGGAGCCGUCAACAGGCUCCAAGCCACAUGGGCCAUCCUGACACCAUCAGUCAUCCAGACAAUCAAUCAUUUGGAUGUCCAAUCCCUGCGUACAUUGGCAGUCGCCGGCGAGCCUCUCCCACGCAGCCUCGUUCCCGUAUGGGCAUCUCAUGUUCAGCUCUUUCAAGCCUACGGGCUCACGGAAUGGGCUGGCAUCUGCGCUGUCUCCAGCGCUCUUUCCCCGUCAACCGGCAAUACCAACAUCGGUCGCCCUCGCAAUGCGCGCUUUUGGCUUGUCGAGCCCGAGGACCCCCAGAAGCUGGUACCUGUUGGUGCGGUGGGUGAGAUGUUGCUGGAGGGCCCUUGCCUGUCGUAUGGAUACCUCAACCAGCCCGAGCAAACGGCGCGGGGAUUUAUUCCUCCCCCAUCAUGGCGAAAGACCUUUCAACAACCACUCGCUUCACAACGCCUCUAUCGAACGGGCGACCUUAUGCGAUAUCGAGAAGACGGGUGUUUCGACUAUAUCGGUCGGACGGGGACGCAAGUCAAGAUUCGUGGACAACGUGUAGAGCUAGGCGAGGUAGAGUAUCAUACUCGGCAGCAUUUCGAACAGGCCAAGACUGUCAUCGCGGAGAUGAUUCUCCCCAAGGGUGACAAGAAUCCCAGCCUGGUGGCCUUUGUCUGCUUGCGCUCAUCGAAAGAAACUCCAGCCAAGGAUUCGCCCUGCCUGGCGCCGCCGUCGGAUGCUUUUCGAGCCAGUGCGCUGGCAGCCCACGCUUCGCUUUCCCCCAUCUUGCCGCGCUAUAUGCUGCCUGACCUGUAUGUAGAGUUGAAUCGGAUUCCGCUCACCGUCAGCGGCAAGAUAAGCCGGAAAGAUCUGCGCCAGAUAGGAAGCGAGAAACCAAGAGAAGAACUGAACAUGUACCUCGCCGAGCGGAAGGAAACUCGAAUGCCACAGACGCCCUUGCAACGCCUGCUGCACGAGUCUUUUGCAAAGGCUCUCAACAAAGACCCUGCUUCAGUCGGUAUCGACGACAAUUUCUUUCGUCUAGGGGGGGACUCUAUCAUCGGGAUGCAAGCUUGUGCACUGUGCCGUAAACAGAAAGUCACUCUCACCAUCCAGGAUAUCUUUCGACACAGGACGAUAGCGGAACUAUCCAAGCAUAUCCGAGUCAAAGACGCUGGUCAAGCACCAGAAUUAGAAGCACUGAACGUCUCAGUUGCCCAGCAGGCCUUUCUUCAUGCGACGCGCCCUGAUGACCGCAGUAGGGCCAACCAGCACCUUGUACUCCGGCUCAGCGGCUCCGCGGACGUCGAAACGGUCCGUUACGCCGUGUCGGAUCUAGUUGAGCGGCAUACCAGUCUACGGAGCCGAUUCCGUCUAGACUCGGCGGGCCAGUGGACACAGCAUACGCAAAAGCACAGGUCCACAGCGUUCGGGUUUCGCGCAGAACUGAUUACAGAUAUCACGGCCGUCCCCGAUCUCCUUGCACAGCUGGAAGCCAACCUCAGCAUUGACAACGGGCCGCUGUUUACAGCUGCUCUCACAGAAUCGGAUAACCGUGACCGCCAUCUCAUUCUCGUCGCCCACUGCCUCGUUAUCGACAAGACGUCUUGGGCCACCAUUUGCACGGACCUGGACGCGGCCUUGGAGGGUCAAACUCAGUCACUGGACUCGACGCCUUCUUUCCGAUCGUGGUGUCAGACGCAAAAGGAGCACUCGCCCACCUUGAAUCUACUGCAGCCUGCUGCUGAUGCUCAUGAUGGCGUGGAUGCUGCCGACGAUAUCGUGUGGCAGGCCAAGUUAGAUCUAGACGAACAGCUGACCGAGACGUUGGUGGGCAAGGCUAACCACGCCUUCCGUACUCAACCGGUCGAUAUCUUCCAUGGUGCCCUACGACACGCUUGUAGCAGGAUUCCGGACGCACCGGAUACGGUAUACUUCCUUGAGAUCCCCAGCCGUGGGUCUGAUACUGAGACAUCAAACAUGGUGGGGUGGCUCAGUACUAUCAUUCCAGCGGAUGUCAUGAUGGGGAGUGGGAAUGAAGAUAUAGUCGACGUGAUCCGGGGGGCAAAGGACGCUCGCGUACGGAAAGGGGGGUCCCUGCAUGCCGAGGACAAGCGUGAUUCGAACAAGGAGCAGACCAGCAAACCUCUGAGCAUAGUACUCAGGUUUGACGCUGGCGAUCCGUUGGCAGGAUGGCAAGGAAAAGCUCUAGAGCGAGAGGACCUUCUUUGUAACGACAUCGGCAUGUCAGCGCCUCCCCUGGCGAUGCUCGAAGUCGUCAUAGGCAUGGUGCAGGGCAAGGCACGACUCACCUUCCGCUCACAACGCCCCGCGCUGUUCACGACUGUCGAGCAGUGGGUUGCCCAGCUUGACUCCUCGCUUCACGAGGCAGCGGUCAAAUUGGUCAACAGCGACAGUGGAUAUACUCUGGCUGACCUCGCGCUACCGUCCCUAAGCUACGAGAAGCUGCAGGAGGCGCUCCCAUGCUCCCCGAUGCAACAGGGAAUCCUCCUUUCACAAGCACGAGAUCCACAGACGUACCAAAUUCAGUCAAUAUGGAAAGCAACGCCAGCGCGUUAUCUUCCGGCUGAACAGAUGUUGUGGCGCAUCCGGGAAGCCUGGAGACAGGUCGUGGAACGACAUGGUUUACUCCGCACAGUGCUGGUGGAGAGUCAACUCAAUGAAGGCGGCUUCGAUCAGGUCGUUCUUAAGUCGGUCGCCCCGAGGGUCGAUGGCAUUUGCUUGCCACGAGGUGACCCCUUCGCUGUGGUGCUCCGACGCAACCUCGAAGCUGAAUGUACCGCGGAGGAGCCACCCCAUAAGCUGACGAUCUGCGUCUCUGGGAACUCUAUCUACCUGGGCCUCAGUAUCAGUCACGCUCUUGUUGACGCCACAUCCAUUUCCAUUCUGAUGCGCGACAUGGGACUCGCAUACGACGGGUGUUUGCCCAAGGGACAGGGCACAUAUUAUGGGAAAUAUCUUUCCUACCUGCAGGGGUUGGAGAUCGAAAAGUCCUCCAAAUUCUGGGCCAGCUAUCUCGAAGACAUCAGUCCCUGUGUACUCCCACAUCUGGAUUACUGGAGCCCCUCGGUAGAAUAUAAACGAGAGCUGAAGACGGUGGAAUUUGAAAUGGCCCUUGUGGAGGACCUGGAACGAUUCUGUGGUAAGGAAGGUAUCACGAUCUCCAAUGUAUUCCAGCUUGCCUGGGCCUUGGUUCUGCGCUGUUAUGCGGAAACAGACGAUGUCUGCUUUGGAUAUCUUGCUGCUGGCCGCGACAUUCCGGUUGAAGGCGUGGAGGAUGCGGUAGGUCCUUAUAUCAAUAUGAUGAUUACGCGUGUUCAAUUCGGCAGCGGCCAAACUCUCAGGGAAGAGCUGCGAAAAACUUUGAAUAACUUCAUCGAGAGCUGUGCUCACCAGCAUGUGCCGCUCAGUCGGAUCCUCGGUCCCUUGAACCUAGCCGGCCCGUUGUUCAAUACGAUCAUCUCGUUGCGAAGGCCGUCUUCCCAUGGGGUGACCAGUGCGUCGUCGCUGCAGUUAGAUAAUAUUUUUGAAAUUGAUCCCACGGAGUUUGAUCUUGCUGCCAACGUCCAUGUCUCACCGAAGACGGUUCACGUCUCUAUAUCCUACUGGACCUCCAGAUUCUCGACCGAACAAGCGCAAAACUUCGCGUUCACCCUGCAGAAGGCCCUGGGCACUAUCCUAAGCCACGUCGAUAGUGCCCCUGAACAGCUGGAUCUCUUCAGUGAGCAGAACCACGCUCUUGUACAGACGCUGAAUUCCCACGCGCCCGAGUGUGUUGACGAAUGUGCGCACCAUCUGUUCAAUAGACAGGCUGAAUCUGAGCCACAGGCUCCGGCAGUAUGUGCUUGGGAUGGCGACCUCACGUAUGGCGAGCUCGACCGUCUGUCAUCCCUGCUUGCCACAGGUCUAGCUCAUCACGGAGUGGGACCGGAGACCUUUGUUCCUAUUCACUGUGAAAGAUCUAAAUGGGUCUUGGUGGCGAUCUUGGCCGUCGCGAAGGCUGGAGCAGCGUUCGUUCUGCUCGACCCAUCGCAUCCCCCGAGCCGACUGCGCGCGAUCUGCGACGACGUACGGGCAGCCACAAUUAUUUCCUCCGAGGCUCUGUUCCCCAUCAGUGAACAGCUCGUCCCGUCUGUGAUAGUGGUCGGGAACAAUGCAGCCAGCGCAACUACUUUUGCCGCUAAUGGCACUGCUGCUCCCGUUACGACCGUUCGGCCAUCCAAUUCUCUAUACGCUGUCUUCACAUCCGGUUCCACAGGUAACCCGAAGGGGGUUGUUAUCGAGCACUCUACAUACUGCACCAGUGCACGAGCCCAUGGAGGGAUCAUAGCGAUUAGUCCAACCUCGCGCGUUCUGUCGUUCUCAUCCUUCGCAUUUGACGUGUGCAUAGCCGAGCUGUUGACGACACUCUGUUACGGUGGCUGCGUAUGCGUCCCAUCAGAGAACGAGCGCCUUAACGACCUGUCAGGCGCGAUCAACCGUCUGCGGGUCAACACCGCGUGUAUCACUCCAACGCUCCUUCGGAUCCUCGACGCCAAACAAGUACCCAGCCUGCGCACUGUCGUUCUGGCCGGAGAGCCCAUUGCUCAGGCAGAUGUCGACGUGUGGGCCGAGCAAGCCACCUUGAUGAACGCCUUUGGGCCGGCGGAGUGCUGCAUUUACUGCGUGAUACAACCGCACAUCGAUUCUCACUCCGACCCGCGAAAUAUCGGGUACGGCGCAGCCUGUCUGCCGUGGGUGGUGGACCCGAAUGACCACGAUCGACUGGCGCCGGUAGGCACCGUCGGCGAGCUGCUGAUCGAGGGACCUUUAGUGGCGCGCGAGUAUCUGCACCAACCAGAGAAGACUGCUGAAGCGUUCAUUCAAUCUCCCCGAUGGCGCUCCAGCUUCUCGGUCCGUUUGGCCGGCCGGUUCUACAAGACUGGUGACCUUGUCCGAUAUGGCCCCGAGGGUACCCUGCGUUUCGUCGGACGCAAGGGUACGCAAGUGAAGAUCCACGGGCAAAGGCUGGAGCUAGCGGACGUGGAGCACCAUCUGCGACAACAUAUCGGCCAAUCUAUCGAAGUUCUAGUCGACGUAGUACCCUUCGAUGGCCAGCAUCCGACGCUGACGGCAUUCUUCAAACCGCGUCACGGCCAGGGCUCCGCAGGCCUGUCGGCAUUUAUGGCUGACCUUCCUUCCAUGGUUUCGAGUCUGAAAGCCCGUCUCCGGAGCUCUCUGCCCCAAUACAUGGUCCCCAUGGCGUAUAUCCCGCUCGAGAACUUCGCCGUCGGCAAGACGCACAAGACCGACCGAACCAAGCUGCGUCAGUUAGCCAUUGAGAUGCGUCAAAAGGAGGUUUCCACAGGGGGCGGCGAGGAGAAGACACCACCACGCACAGAGGCAGAGCGAAAGCUACAGAGGCUAGUGGCGACAGUGUUAAAUCUUCCCCUGGAGCGUGUUGGACUCGACGACAACUUCUUCAUGCUCGGGGGGGAUUCGGCCUACGCCGUGAGACUCGUGUCUCUCGCACGACAAGAGGCACUGCAGCUGUCAGUUAAGGACAUUUUACGACAGCCCCUGCUUAAGGACCUCGUGGCCCACGAAGAAGAAAGCUCUGCAUCUCCCCCUACCUCACCCAAUGCUGACGACGAGGCGACGGAGUUACCCACCACUCCGGCGCCGUCUCCUUACGAGCUGCUGGAUAUCGAUGACACUGAAGCGUUCAUUGGGAAGGCUGUCGCACCCAAGAUGGGCGUGCCCGCCGAGCAAAUCCAGGAUGUCCUUCCCACCACCGAAUUCCAGGCCGAGUGUAUCCUCGACUGGCCUUUGACCUACUUCCUCGUGACCAUGCACGGUGCCCUCGAUAAGACGCGGCUUCGAGCCGCCUGCCAGGCACUGGUUGAACGACAUGAGAUCUACCGUACCGGCUAUAUCCGUGACGGGCCCCAUGUCCGGCAGGUGGUGUUGAAGCAGACCCCUCUGCCACUCUUCGAGUAUACCGGGAAUUCCGAGGACGAUUUGGACUCUCUGUGCGAGGCUGUCUGUCGCGCUGACUCUCGCCGUGGCCUACCUCUGGGCCACAUCCCCACGCAGUUCACCCUGUUCUCCCAGGGAGAUCCCAACUACCACAUUCUUGCCCUCCGCAUCUCUCACGCUCAAUACGACGGGUUCUCUUUGCCCCUGAUCUUCAAGGAUCUAGCGGCCUUGUAUGAGGGCCGUAGCUCCCUGGGAUCUGUGACGAAUUUCUCGACGUACAUCCACCAUCUCGCCUCACAGGGAACCCGCGACUCGCAGACCUUCUGGCAACAGACUCUGAAGGGUUGCUCGCCGCCGACGAGUCUCUGGGAUCUGUCCUUGGGCACACCCGACGAUGACCGCCGGGACUCGCUUGUCGAACUCACGCGUGAAGUUGCCGCUCCCACCCCGCCCGCUACCAUCACUAUCGCCAGCUUGAUGAAGAGCGCCACGGCGCUCCUCCUAAUGCGUCUGACCAGUGACACCGAUCUCGUCUUCGGCCAGGUCGUCAGCGGCCGCAACACGCCACUCGCCGGCGUUGAGAACAUCCUCGGAGUCUGCGCCAACAUCGUUCCCGUGCGAGUACAGAGCCACCUGAAAUGGACAGUACUGGAUCUCCUCCAGAGCGUCCAAGCGCAGCACAUCGACGCGCUGGACCACGAGACGCUCGGUCUGGAAGAGAUUCAACGCAAAUGUACCUCAUGGCCGGAGGGCACAAAAUUAGGCUGUUUGAUCCAGCAUCAGAAUCUAGACCUGAAGCCCGAGUUCACGCUGGGUGAGGUGGAGUGCACGACGCGUAUCUUUGGUGGCGAGUUCAAGCGCGAAUUUCUGCAUAUCUGCACGCUUCCUCGCGGGAACCGCCUCGUGGUUCAGAUCUUCGCUCCGGAGGGUCUGCUGCGCCCUGAGGCCUGUCAGAGGGUGUUGGAUCAGUUGUGCGAUACGGCGGCGUGGCUGGCUGCUCAUCCGCAUCAUUUGUUGACAGAGUGUCCUAAUUCGAUUCUUGCGAAUUAG